CUCGCCCCCUCCGCUCGUGCCGCCGGAAGUGGGAGGUGUCGCGCGCGGGCCGGCGCUCGACCCCUCCCCCGUGGCUCGGCCGCCCCCUCCCCCCGCUCCGCCCGCUCAGAGCGCGAUGGCAGCAUCUGAGGUGGCUGGUGUUGUGGCCAAUGCCUCCAAUCCGCCGGAAUCCUCUUCUAUUUUAUGUGCUUCCAAAUCAGAAGAAAGUCUCCCAGAUGGUCUAAGCCCCAAAGACCCAGCGCAGAAGCAGAAGAACUCACCUCCAUCGAGUGUAAGUAGCCAAACGAUAACCAAGGAGAAUAACAGAAAUGUCCAUUUGGAACACCCAGAGCAGAAUCCUGGUUCAUCAGCGGGUGACACUUCAGCAGCGCAUCAGGAGGUUUUAGGAGAAAACUUGAUAGCCACAGCCCUGUGUCUUUCUGGCAGUGGGUCUCAGUCUGAUUUGAAGGACUUGGCCAGCACAGCAGGAGAGGAGGGGGACACAAGCCUCCAGGAGAGCCUCCAUCCAGUCACUCGGUCUCUUAAGGCAGGGUGCCAUACAAAGCAGCUUGCCUCCGGGAAUUGCUCUGAAGAGAAAUCCCCACAAGCCUCCAUCCCAAAGGAAGGUAGCAGGGACACAGGCUUGGAUUUCCGACCUGUAGUGCCUCCAGCAAAUGGGGUUGAAGGAGUCAGAGUGGAUCAGGAUGAUGAUCAGGAUAGCUCUUCCCUGAAGCUUUCUCAGAACAUUGCUGUACAGACUGAUUUUAAGACAGCAGAUUCAGAGGUGAACACAGAUCAAGAUAUUGAAAAGAAUCUGGACAAAAUGAUGACAGAGAGAACCCUAUUGAAAGAACGUUACCAGGAAGUCCUGGACAAGCAGAGGCAGGUGGAGAAUCAACUCCAAGUGCAAUUAAAGCAACUUCAGCAGAGGAGAGAAGAAGAAAUGAAGAAUCACCAGGAGAUAUUAAAGGCUAUACAGGAUGUGACAAUAAAGCGAGAAGAAACAAAAAAGAAGAUAGAGAAAGAAAAGAAGGAGUUUUUGCAGAAGGAGCAGGAUCUGAAAGCUGAAAUUGAGAAGCUGUGUGAGAAGGGCAGAAGAGAGGUGUGGGAAAUGGAACUGGAUAGACUCAAGAAUCAGGAUGGUGAAAUAAAUCGGAACAUUAUGGAAGAGACAGAGCGGGCCUGGAAGGCAGAGAUCUUAUCACUAGAAAGCCGGAAAGAGUUGCUGGUAUUGAAAUUAGAAGAAGCAGAAAAAGAAGCAGAACUGCACCUUACUUACCUCAAGUCAACUCCCCCAACACUGGAGACAGUUCGUUCCAAGCAGGAGUGGGAAACUAGACUAAAUGGAGUUCGGAUAAUGAAAAAGAAUGUUCGGGACCAGUUUAACAGUCAUAUCCAGCUAGUGAGGAAUGGAGCCAAGCUGAGCAGCCUUCCUCAAAUUCCUACCCCAACUUUGCCUCCACCCCCAUCAGAGACAGACUUCAUGCUUCAAGUAUUUCAACCCAGUCCCUCUCUGGCUCCUCGGAUGCCCUUCUCCAUUGGGCAGGUCACAAUGCCCAUGGUUAUGCCCAGUGCAGAUCCCCGUUCCUUAUCUUUCCCAAUCCUGAACCCCACCCUUUCCCAGUCUAACCAGCCUUCCCCACCCCUUCCUGGCUCCCAUGGGAGAAAUAGCCCUGGCUUGGGUUCCCUUGUUGGCCCCCAUGGUCCACACAUGCCCCCUGCCGCCUCCAUCCCGCCUCCCCCAGGCUUGGGCGGUGUUAAGGCUUCUACUGAAACUCCCCGGCCCCAACCAGUAGACAAACUGGAGAAGAUCUUGGAGAAGCUGCUGACUCGGUUCCCACAGUGCAAUAAGGCCCAGAUGACCAACAUUCUUCAGCAAAUCAAGACAGCACGUACCACCAUGGCAGGCUUGACCAUGGAGGAACUGAUCCAGUUGGUAGCUGCACGACUGGCCGAACAUGAGAGGGUGGCAGCAAGCACUCAGCCACUUGGUCGGAUCCGGGCCUUGUACCCUGCUCCGCUGGCCCAAAUCAGUACCCCAAUGUUCUUGCCUUCUGCCCAAGUUUCAUAUCCUGGGAGGUCUUCACAUGCUCCCGCUACCUGUAAGCUGUGUCUGAUGUGCCAGAAACUUGUCCAGCCCAGUGAGCUGCAUCCAAUGGCAUGUACCCAUGUGUUGCACAAGGAGUGUAUCAAAUUCUGGGCCCAGACCAACACAAAUGACACUUGUCCCUUUUGUCCAACUCUUAAAUGAUGGACCUGACUGGGGAGGAAGAAGAGGAAAACUGAUGUGAACAGGAAGCGCGGGUUCAAGAUUUCUAAAACUCUAUAUUUAUACAGUGACAUAUACUCAUGCCAUGUACAUUUUUAUUAUAUAGGUAAUGUGUGUAUAGAAAGUCUGUAUUCAAAUGUUCGUAAAUGAAAGUAUGUAUAUUAUGCAGAAACAGUUCGUUCCCCCUCAUCUUGCAGUUCUUUUGGGGGUUACAGAUUAUAGGGAAGAUGAUGUUUAAUUUGGCCUUGAAAUGUGAUAUCCUUGCCUGGGGCUGUUAUCAAAUACAUCUAGGAAGCUGCUGUUGCUCUGAGGCCAUCCUGCUUGGGUUUGGCUCAGCCUGUAGUUCAUUUCCUUAAGGCUCAUGUAUGCAGAUUUGAAGCCUGGUGCUCACCUGCUGUCCAACCAGAUGCCUUGCUUACUGAGAGCCUUUGCAAGCCUCAGUGUUGUUCUAGUCAGUCCACUUCAAAUGAGUGAAAUGAGACUCUCUGAUUGAGGUAAAAAAUGUAACCCUAAUAGUUUGACUCUUCAUUGAAUAUUUUACUGUGUUAAUGCUCAUUAUUUAUACAUAGACAUUAGGUUUACAGAAUAUUCUGUUUUACAUCAGCAAAAUUCACAGUCCAAGAAUAACAACCACAUAACCAAGUCCCAUUUCCCCUGCCAGCUUCUGUCCAACCUAUUUUCUGGAUAGAAAUUAGCACAACCCACAGGUUUUUCAUGGGGUAAGCCAUCCCUGGCUACCAUUGGCUUGGCUUCUAGUCUAGUUCUGACAGGCCACCUUGUAAAGUCCUCACCCCUUCCAUUUCACUCUGGUCUCCUAGUCUAGCUAACCCCCCUCCCCCCCGAAGGUUAAGGCAGUUGGUUCACAACCAAGUUGUUUGGUGACCUUGGGUGAGCUCCAGACAGGCACUGGGGUGAGGAGGUGUCUGUGCAAAAUUACUUGCAGAAUGAUCUUGGGAUGCUGGAUUUUAAUUUCCAAAGCAAGAAAAGUAUGGGGGAUGUGUUUCCUGUCCUGGGAAAAAUGGAGACCAAAGUGAUAUGAAGAAGGGAGGUGGGAUUUCACAUUUAUAAAUCAUUUGUUCUGUGAAUAGCUAUCUGGAACAAGAUCAUUUUUCCACCUCUGCUUACUGAGCACUUCUGGCUUUUAGGUUUUAUACCUGGGAAGGCUGUGACUCUCUUAGAGCUUUGAAUCUUUUCCUAUCCUUUUAUCUUUAUUCCUUCAGGAAAUGGCUUUUGCUCCCUUCUCUUUUAGAGUUAAGCAAGUAAAAACUGAGUGUUAAUCCAAAAAAAAAAAAAAAAAGUCUCCAAAGGAAAGACAUCAUUAUAUUACUGGCAACUGAUUUUUCCUGUUGUGGAACCUGGAAAUGUCUAGCAAUAUGUGCCAGGGUGGCAAAGAUGUUUCCUUUAGGAUCCAACUAAAUGCUCUCGUCUUGUUACCAUUUUCCUUUUUUGUCUUUCAUUCUCACCUAUUAGCUCAUGGAUGAAUUCUUCCUCUUUUCUCUUGCCUUAUUUGCCCAGGUUUAAAGACCAGCAUCAGUGUAAGAAGAUGAACUUGCUGGGAUCUUGUAGGGUGAUUUAAAUGGCCUGAGUACUCAACUCUUCAGAGGUCAGGUGACCUACUUUCUUUGCUUAAUAAAUAUUACUGCCUCCAGUUUGGUACUGACAUUACAGGAAAGGUGGCAAAAUGGAAGACCAGUUCCUUUUUGUUCUUUUCAUUUGGGAGGAUUAAGUUUUUAUCUUAUAAUCUUAAGAUUUUCUUUCCCCUCAACUUUUUAGCGGCCUUGGGCUACCUGUAAAAUCUUCUGGUGUCCCCAGAAAAUUUAGAAAUUAGAGAUGGGUGUAAGGGAUAUUCUUUCUUUUCCAAAAAAUCUUUUGAAGCCAAAGGAAUAGAGAGAGAAGAAAGGAGGAAUGAAUGGAUCAGGGGCUUAGCUGCUUUCCCAGUGAAAGCCCCUGGGAAGCCAACUCCAGCAGAGGGUGGUGGUUUCAGAGAGAGUUGUACAUGGUGGCUAGGGCCUCAUCAUUGCUUUUUUUGUCUUCUUUGUUCAGGGUCAAUCAGAAAGCAACACAUUAGUUUUGGCCACCCCUGUUCUCCCUUCUCCCUCUGCCCACUGGCUUGUAGUGGUAAAAACCGUGCAGACCAAAGGCAAAGGCCCCCAAUGCAGUGAAUGGAGAUGGGACAGUCAUUUUUCAGAAGUAGAAUUUAAAAAUAGAGCUGUAUAAUACAUAUUUUUACAAGCAAGAAACUGUUGUCGAGAUUUUUUUUUCACACUUAGAGUUCAUAGUUUCAGUAUAGUUAAAAGGAAGUAACUGUAAAAAGAAAAAUAAGUGCAAGUUUUCUCUUAAAAAAAAUAAUAGGACAGUGGGACUUACUAAUGAAUGGGUUAAGUUGUAUGCCCUGGAAAGAGCUGGGGAAAAGCCAGUUUCCCCAACAUGGGUGGAAAUUAUAAAGCAGAAUGUAGCAUUUUCAUUUCAUGGUAGCAGUUCUAGAAGUUUAUUUACACAGUAAGUUCUGAGCUGGAAGUGGACAGUCUCCAGUCUUCCUGUCAAGUCGUUAUAGGUGUGGAACGUUCCCAGUCAGCCAAAGCAGCACCAAGUGCAGUGGGAGUGAAGAGAACCCAGAUAAAAAAACUGUGACUCAGUAUUUUUGUUUUAUUGGUUUAUGGCUUGUGGACAACUGGCAGAGGCCAGCAACUCCAGAGGCCCUCCUUAUAUUUCCCUCUCCCUCAUCAAAUAAUUCUCUACUUGCUAGGUACCCUGCCUGGCAGCAGUGUGUAGACUGGAUAGGAUGCAGUGGGUAUACUGGGAAAACUCAGCUCUUCCCACUAACACUGGUAUCAUAGUCUAGUGUGUUAGAACUGAUAGGGAGAAAAUGAACUUGGUCCCCACUGCCUAACCCAAGAACCAGCCUGGGUACCCAUGGGAGUGGGGAGCAGAAAGCAGGAUAGGAGAAAGGACAGCCUCCAACACAGGAAAAGUGGUGAGGAAAAUAAGGAAGCCUGAGGCUGCCAUCCUUUCUCCAAGCAGCCUUGACAUCGAAGGCAGUGGCUUAGAGCCAGAAAGCCCUCGAUUGCUGACAGUCAUAGUAUAAUACUAGCCAGUGUGUGAAGUCUUAGCCAAAUAAGUAGAGGGGCCAUUAGAGAAGCAAAGGAAACAAUAAAACCACUCAGUAUUAAUCUAAUGAUCUUACCACUUCUUACAGCUAGACAGGAAGAAAUCUGGGCAGAGGUAUAAGGCAUCACUCCUAUACCUGUUGAAUGAAUCUUCAGGAUUCUGCUUUUAAGGAUUAGAUAGGAGAGGCCUUCUCUCUGUUCCUUUUAGCACCUCUGCUGCAAAGCUCCAGAGCAAUAGGGGCCUUGGGGAGGGAGUGAACCUGUGACCAGGAAGAUAAUGCCCAGCCUUGUUAAACUCCAGUUCCUCUCCCCUAGGGCACCUGGGGCUUUGGGGUUUGGGGUGUUUCACUACCACCUAUCAUACAUAGAGGAAAGGGGUCAGGAAGAGACAAGUGGAAUUAAGGUAGAAAUUAUUUUGUUAAGUGGAACUUCUUCAUGGGCACUUUUUAAUCAAGAGAGCUUUAAAAAGAGCUCUUUGGCUAGAUAAGCCCUUCUUCCCAUCUCACUUUUUGGUCAGGCUGUGACCACAGAAACAUUGAGAAAUGACAUCCGUCUCAGGAGAUGGGCUUCUGUCUUGGAGAUGAGGUCUAAAACUGGGACUGGCGAGUGGUUGUAUCUCUGCCUUUCCUAGCUGUGAUCCCAACUGCUGUACCCCCCCCUCCUUCUCCUCUUUCUGACCACUCCUCAUUUGUACAAAUAUUCCAUCUAAUUGUUUUUUGUUUAAUUCAAGAGGCAGUCUUUGCACCAGUGUUAGGCUUGUUUCUACAGUCCCUAUCUCUAAAGCAAUAGCAAACUGUGCAUCUUCUCCUGCUGACUUUGGCCAGCAGGGAAUGAGAUUGGCCCUUUCUCUGCCAGGGUACCACAGAGACACAUGCUGGGGUAACCUGGGUAUAAUGCCAGGACUUCUGGAAAUAAGGAAAGAAUACUUUGGGUUGGAUAAUCUAAAGGGAUGGUGGACAAAGGUUCAGGGCUGAAGUAAGUUUCAAGCAGCAGAAUUUCCCAUCUCGAGUUUAAGGUGAUCAAGGGUAUUCCUGCCACCAGAGUGCUUCUUUCUUCCCUCUUGUUUUCUACCAGUGCAAGCCCUGUAACCCACCUUGACAGCUUUUCCUUCUUUUUCUGCCAAGGCAGAGACAUUUGGUGGGUGGGUGAGGGUCCUGAGGUGCUCUGGCCAAAGGUGCCAUCUGAGUCUCCCGACUUGUGACCAAAAUGUGGUCCAGGGGAAUCUGUCUUCACCCACGGGCCUCCUCACUUUAGCAGGGAGAUGUCAUCAGCAAAGUCAUCAUGCUGAUGACGCAGGCAGCGGAGGCAGCGCCACUGACACACCAUGAGGCAGAGUGGCAGCAUGAAGAGGGCGCAGAUGGCAGCCAUGACAUAGGCUAUGGUCAUGAGGGUUGAUUCAUCUGUCUGUGGAAUGUUGUAACCACAGUCUUCCAUGUCUGGUGUGACAAAAGGUCCUUCCACCGCUGCCGUCCUGAACUCAUCGUGCACUGGAGAAAGGACAGAUGUGAAUGGGUAGCUCUUGUUGUCACAGAGCAGCUACAAAAGACCUGCUGAUAGUGACACCUUGAAACCAGCCUUGAAAUUAGUUCUCCCUCCUGGAGUUAUUUAGGAGCAGGUGGGAAAGUCAGGCCUGUCUCCCAGGCCCCUGCUUACCUAUCCACUAGGAAUGAUACCCCAAAAGUAGUAGUUUUGGGUUGACCAAAAAGCUAGCCUCUUACACCCCUAGCACACUUGCCUACUCUAUGAAAUCUCACUACAGAACCCUGCCGCCGUUCUGAAGUGGCAUUCAGCCUCACUGUGGGGCAGCUGACAGCCUACUGCCUGGCAUUUAAAGCUUCCCAAGGUGUUGAGGCAGCUCUUGCUGCUCUGGCUUUCCAACAGCUUACCAGUCUAGGCAGGGAGUCACCAGGGGAGACAAUCCAGAAAGCAACAACAACAAGAAAUCGUCCAUAAACACUGACACUAGUUUUCACACAACAUUUUGAUUUAGCUUGAGGUAUCUGUUAACUCCCUCCCAAAGUACAGGUGUCCUAACUGCUGACAGAAUAUGGACAGUGAUCCCACACCCUUGUUCCUGGUACUCUCACCAUGGCAAGCGCUGACAGCAAAGCCAAUUCGUUUCCGGGCCCGAUCAAAUACAACGUAGAAGCCCUCCAUGAUUACUGCUCCCAUAACAGUGCCGGUGGAUGACUGUGAGAUGGCAAACUUAUAACAGUCGUCCUGGGACGUGGCCACGUCUUCCACCGGCCGCAGGUAUUGCUAGGGUAAGCAAGCAAUCAAAGGUUAGAGGGUGUCUUCUUUGCUCUCUCCUUCCCCACAUCAUUGCCCUCUAGGUAUCUCUGCACUUAGCUCUUCCCUCUGCCAUCCCUGAGUGCUAAGGGGAUGGGUUUUUCCAAGAACCUUUUGUCACUGGACACUCAUUGGUUUUGUCUUCCAAGUAUAAAACCAUACCUGCUUUCCAUCUCCCAAUAUGUACUUUGUCCUCUUCCUCUGAUCCACCACCUCAGAUUGGGGACAUACCUGUGGAAGGAUGGUGAUGCGGAAGGACUGAUUGGUGACUUCACCCAUCAGGUAGAGUGAGAUGACAGGGAAAAUGUUCCAAGGGGUGGUGCCUGCUUGCCAGCAUACCAGUUGCUCCCCUAGCCAAAACCCAUCUGGAAACUUCUCUGUCUGUGUUAACAAGAAAUGAAUAACAGUGAGGAAUCGGCCUCUCCCGCUGUCCUUCCUCUCCCACUCUCUUUCCUGUUCCAUUUUCUUUCUUUCUUUUUUUUUUUUUUUAGAGAGAAAGAGAGAGAAUUUUAAUAUUUAUUGUUUAGUUUUCAGCGGACACAACAUCUUUAUUUGUAUGUGGUGCUGAGGAUCGAACCCGGGCCGCACGCAUGCCAGGCGAGCGCGCUACUGCUUGAGCCACAUCCCCAGACCCUCCUGUUCCAUUUUCAUAGGACAUUGACUGGGCCCUUUAUUUACUUCUCUAGGGAAAUAUCCAAGGUAGGGAAAGGUGAACUGCAACAAAGGUAAUCGAUUUGUACUGGAGGAUUGUAUCAAGAGCAACAGACCCAUAAAGGAGAGCAGUUGUUAAGAGCUCUAAGUGGAAAGAUCUAAAUGAGACAUCUUGACUCUUGCUGAGAAAUGCAACUCUCACUGACUUCCUCUGAAACUGUGACAUCUCUUAUACCCUGUUCUUAGUCCACUGACCGAGGAGGCAGCUUUGAUGGAUUUGACUGCAGCUUCAAAUACUUUCUUUGGCAGACGAAGGUUGGUGGUGCCACUGUCCACGAUGCUCUUAUCAUAGUUGUACUGAGAAGGAGAGGAAAGGGUUAGAAGAGUUUUUGAUGCCAGGCUCUGGGCAGAGUUGGAGAGGUGAGUUUGAUUGCUUGGAGCCUUGCCUGGGUUGGCAUCCUGGCUUUGCCACUUCAUGUAUGUACCUCCUUGAGCCAGUUACUUCUGUGCCUAAGUUUCCUCAUCUCGAAAAUGAGGAUAUUAACCUACCUCAGGAGUUAUUGUAAAGAUUAACUAAAUUAACUCACUGAAAACUCUUAGAAUGGUGCCCAGCAGACAGGAGGCAUUCAUUAAAUGUUGUACAAUUGCAGAUAUUCUCCAAUCUUAAAAAUAAUUUUGUUUAGUGCUUUUUAGUUUGUCAUAGUACUAAUUUACCAUACAUAAGAAUCUAGGGAAGGAGACCCAAAUGGUUUACCUAGCAUUUGUUGGGUACCGCCAGCCACUGAAGACACUUUCUUGACCUUCUCCAUGAUCUUUCGGAAAGUUGUUUUUACCUCUGUUUUGUAAGAUGAGAAAACUGAAAACACUGAAUAGUAACUAGCCUAAGGGCACAUAUCUAGUAAAUGGCAGAACCGGAUUCAGAUCCAGGUCUUUGGCUCCAAAGCUGGACUCUUCUAUUGUGGCAUAUGACACUGCCUUGCAAAUGGUUUGCCUGAGAUCAUAAAGCUGGCCAGUUAGUGAAAAGAGUCCAGACAGGGACUAGGUCCAUGCUCUUUUUAUCACUAGACCAUAAGCCCCAUGGUCUCUGUAAAAGUGCUGUGCCCAUCCCUGGCGCCUAACCUCAGGUCCUGCUCUGUGACCCUUAAGCUUCUGAUUUCUAGACCUAGCCUUCAACCUCUCCACAGGUCCCCUACCUUUGCCUCCUUGUUCCAACCUCAUAAUGAAAAGCCACCCCUUACUGUGGCAUCUAUCCCAUUCACCUCCCCUUGGCUGCCCCUUGGUUUCAUUACCUCCUUGCAGUCCAUUUUCAGAUCUUGUCCAUUGAUUUCCACCCGCACAAUGAUCACCUCAUAAUACCACUCCCGCCGGAUGGGAGUGUACCAGAGACUGCCCGUGUACAGUGAGUGGUCAAUACCCCCAAUGAUCUAGGAGAAGAAGAGGCAGGUAUCUGUGUCUCUGUCUGGAGGAAGAGCAAGCCACCCAGAAACCAAGCAAUAAGAUCAGGCAUUCCUUGGGGGUGGCAAAGCCCUCCACAGAUGACCUUUUUCAUUUUUCUGCUUCUAAUCAAAUCAUGCCCCAAAGCGAUUUAUAGUUUCUCAAGUGUGUUCAGGGAAAGAGACUUUUGCUAUAAAGUUAUUUAAACCUAAACUGGCAGAAUAAAUGUUGAAUGGAUUGAUUAUGUGCUUCAAUUAUGAGUUUUAUCUUCUCUGCUUGUUGGAGAACUAUUCACCAUUGUCCUAAUUAAUUAAUAAAUAGCUUAAACUGCA
This is a messenger RNA of Marmota monax (woodchuck), 10061 nucleotides long. RefSeq names its product ring finger protein 214 (gene Rnf214). The transcript has 15 exons. The coding region runs from base 116 to 2230 and encodes 704 amino acids. NCBI's taxonomy places the organism in Eukaryota, Metazoa, Chordata, Mammalia, Rodentia, Sciuridae. The record is from RefSeq and is a predicted model, not a curated record. Gene Ontology annotation, molecular function: ubiquitin-protein transferase activity.